Rodentolepis nana is the source of this 1353-nucleotide messenger RNA. The record is from the annotation of a GenBank genome assembly. NCBI's taxonomy places the organism in Eukaryota, Metazoa, Platyhelminthes, Cestoda, Cyclophyllidea, Hymenolepididae.
AUGCGUGAAUGUAUCAGUAUACAUAUUGGUCAGGGUGGUUGCCAAAUAGGUAACGCUUGUUGGGAACUUUACUGUCUCGAGCAUGGAAUUCAACCCGACGGUCAGAUCCCAAGUGACAAGUGCAUAGGAUGUGGAGACGACUCCUUUGAGACAUUCUUCAGUGAAACAGGCGCUGGUAAACAUGUCCCCCGAGCUAUCUUUGUUGAUCUCGAACCAACUGUUAUUGAUGAAAUUCGAACUGGUACCUAUCGCCAACUCUUCCACCCUGAUGAACUCAUUACUGGAAAGGAAGAUGCUGCCAAUAAUUAUGCUCGUGGCCAUUACACAGUUGGAAAGGAAAUUGUGGAUCUUGUGCUGGAUAGAAUUCGUAAGUUGGCUGAUCAGUGCUCUGGUCUUCAAGGAUUCUUUGUCUUCCACUCAUUUGGUGGAGGUACUGGUUCAGGAUUCACUUCUCUUUUGAUGGAAAGACUUUCCGUGGAUUAUGGAAAAAAGACAAAGCUCGAGUUUACCAUCUAUCCAGCACCUCAAAUCUCCACAGCUGUUGUUGAACCAUACAAUGCAAUUCUCUGUACCCAUACAACUAUUGAACACUCCGAUUGUGCCGCGAUGUUUGACAACGAAGCUAUUUAUGAUAUUUGCAGGCGCAAUUUGGAUAUUGACCGUCCAACCUACACCAACCUGAACAGAAUUGUCAGUCAAAUUGUGAGCUCUAUGACAGCUUCCCUUCGAUUUGACGGAGCAUUGAAUGUUGACCUGACUGAAUUCCAGACUAACUUGGUUCCUUACCCCAGAAUUCACUUCCCUCUGGUUACCUAUGCUCCGACUGUUUCUGCUGAGAAAGCUUAUCAUGAGCAACUCAGUGUAAUGGAUAUUACAAAUGCCUGUUUCGAACCUGCUAACCAAAUGGUGAAAUGUGACCCCCGCCAUGGAAAAUACAUGUCCUGUUGCCUCCUUUACCGUGGAGAUGUUGGGCCAAAGGACGUUUCCGCUACCAUUAGCACAAUCAAAACAAAGAGAACCAUCCAGUUUGUGGAUUGGUGUCCUACUGGUUUCAAGGUUGGUAUUAACUACCAACCACCAACUGUAGUUCCAGGUGGUGACUUGGCUAAAGUUCAAAGAGCUCUCUGCAUGAUCGCCAAUACUACAGCAAUUGCUGAGGCCUGGGCUCGACUUGAUCACAAAUUCGACCUCAUGUACGCCAAGAGAUCUUUUGUUCACUGGUAUGUCGGUGAAGGAAUGGAGGAGGGAGAAUUUGCUGAAGCUAGAGAAGAUCUCGCAGCCUUGGAGAAGGACUACGAAGAAGUUGGUCACGACAGUAUUGAAGCUGAAGGAGAAGAUGACGAAGAUUACUAA